Molecule: messenger RNA, 1393 nt
Organism: Schistocerca gregaria
Lineage: Eukaryota; Metazoa; Arthropoda; Insecta; Orthoptera; Acrididae
Product: clavesin-1-like
Exons: 8
Coding region: 358-1278 (306 amino acids)
Cellular component (GO): membrane
Molecular function (GO): phosphatidylinositol bisphosphate binding
Source: RefSeq, a predicted model, not a curated record
AGUUGGAGGUGAGCCACCAGCAGUGGUGGAUGUGUGGAGGGAGACGGCGGAGUUUUGAGAGCGGAUGAUUUGAACGUGUGUCCAUCACAGAAAGUAAAUUUGUAAUAUUGGAUGUCAUGAACUGGUAUAUAUUUUAUGACUUUUGAACACUAUUAAGUACUUGGUUUUGACUAUUCUUCGCUGAAAAUAAUAUUACUACCGUUUGCAAACGCCCAGUCAAUAAAUUCAAUUCAGUUCUUACAACAACAACAAAAAAAUAAACAGAUGACCACAAUUUUCUCCAGGACGAUGGGUUAAAACGUGAUCUGAAGAUAAUGAAGGUUGCUGAUCUUGCCUUACACUCCUAAGUCAAGAGCAAUGGCAGACACCGGAAAAUAUUUGGUGGUCACACCUGAGGAGGUGGCGUACGUCAGGAAGCAGCUGGGUACCAACGAGGAGGACAUCAAAACAGCUGUGACGUCACUGCGGGAGUGGCUCAGGAUGCAGCCACACCUACCUGACGCCGUAGACGACGCCCUCAUUGAACGAAUGUACAUCAAUUCCAAGUGCAGCACUGAGAUGGUGAAACUUGGAUUAGACGCAUACUUCUCCCUCAAACACAGAUUUCCUGAGCUACUAAUGAACAGAGAUAUCGCAGGAAGCGACUUCCAGUUUGCAACGAAGCACUUCAAAAUGAUGGUGAUGCCACGACUCACAAAGGAUGCAUAUCGCGUGAGCAUCUGGACCGCAGUGGACGAAGACUCGAGCAAUGUAGUUUGGCCUCUGUAUGGUAACAUACUUACAGGCGCAUUGGAAAUUAUGUUGGUCGAAGACUACUGUCUUGGAGAUGUGGUCAUCUUCGACUUGGCCAAUGUGAAUGCUGGACAUGUCGUACGCACAGAUAUCAACUUUAUCCGCAAUCUUGAACUCUGCUACAAGACUGCUUACCGCCGGCGAUUGAAAGGACUGCACUUGGUGAAUGCAUCGAAGAUCAUACAUUCAGUCAUGAAAAUAGCAAAGAUGGCGCUAUCUGAAAAGUUGCAGAAGAGGAUAUUCGUGCACCUUCCUGGAUCGACGACUCUGUUCGACGAAGUGCAGCCUGACUGCGUACCAGACGAGCUGGGAGGCACUGCUGGCCCUGUUGACAACUUUGCCUACAAAGUUCUGGAGAAGGUCGACCGUGAUUGGCUGCUGGAGAAGGACAAGUACAAGUCAGACGAGAGCAAACGCCCCGCCAAGGACCAGGAUGGCGACGUCUACGGCAUCGCGGGCUCAUUUAAAAAAUUGUCCGUAGACUGAGACACAACCCUGUUUCGUAAGACAGAGAGAAGACAUUGUAAAACACGUGUAGAUAUUGUACAGGAUUACUUGUAGCCAAUAAUUGAAAUAAACUGCUCUCUACUAAAUCUCGUAA